Messenger RNA from Urocitellus parryii (Arctic ground squirrel), 2641 nucleotides. The record is from RefSeq and is a predicted model, not a curated record. Lineage: Eukaryota; Metazoa; Chordata; Mammalia; Rodentia; Sciuridae.
UCUCCACAGCGCUGGCCUCGACUCUCAGCCAGACAUGUCCAGCCUCCAGGCGCUGUGCUCGGGCCUGCCCCUGCGACCCCUGCCAGAGAACCGGGGACGCUGGCCUGGGGUGCCCCACGCCCCCGUCAGGACCCCUGGCCUCAGCCCCGCAGAAGAGCAGCUGGCCCUGAGGAACGCCCUACGCUACUUCCCACCCGACRUCCAGAAGCUGCUGGCCCCGGAGUUCGCCCAGGAGCUCCGUCUGUAUGGGCACAUCUACAUGUACCGCUUCUGCCCCACCAUCCAGAUGAGGGCCUACCCGAUCCAGCAGUACCCCAGUCGGACAAGAGCGGCYGCCGCCAUCAUGCACAUGAUCAUGAACAACCUGGACCCCGCCGUGGCUCAGUAUCCCCAGGAGCUGGUCACCUAUGGAGGAAAUGGACAAGUGUUCAGCAACUGGGCUCAGUUCUGGCUGACCAUGUCCUACUUGUCCAAGAUGACAGAGGAUCAAACGCUGGUCAUGUACAGCGGACACCCUCUGGGCCUCUUCCCCAGCAGCCCCGGAGCCCCGCGGCUGGUCAUCACCAACGGCAUGGUCAUCCCCAACUAUUCCUCCAGGAGCGAGUAUGAGAAGCUCUUUGCCCUGGGAGUCACCAUGAAAUCUGGGUCUCGAGUGUCCUUCUGUCACCCGUCCCAGGACAUCAUGAUCCACUCACCCUCUCGCCUCCUGGUGGUUGAUAAAGCAGCUCUCUUCAAACGUCACCAGCAAAGGUGGCUAAUGGAAGUGACUGACAGCUUGGAYCAGUGCAUCCAGAGGCUCAGGGAAGCGAGAAAAAAGAAGGAGGUGCUCAGCCUCGGUUACCAUGGCAACGUGGUGGAUCUCUGGGAGCGCCUGGUCCAUGAACUGGACACCACAGGGGAGCUGCUGGUGGACCUCGGUUCGGACCAGACAUCUUGCCACAACCCCUUCAAUGGCGGCUACUACCCGGUGCAGCUGGGCUUCACGGAGGCUCAGAGGCUCAUGGCCUCCAACCCCGCUAAGUUCAAAGGCUUGGUCCAGGAGAGCCUGAGGAGGCACGUCUCGGCCAUCAACCGGCUGGCCCAGGACAACUUCUUCUUUUGGGACUAUGGCAACGCCUUCCUCCUAGAGGCUCAGCGAGCAGGAGCGGAUGUGGAGAAGAAAGGGGCCAAUAAGAUGGAAUUCCGCUAUCCCUCCUAUGUCCAGCACAUUAUGGGGGACAUAUUUUCCCAGGGAUUCGGGCCUUUCCGCUGGGUCUGCACAUCUGGGGACCCCGAGGACCUAGCUGUCACGGACCAGCUAGCCACAUCUGUCCUGGAGAAGGCCAUUGCUGAGGGAGCAACGACGGAGUCUGUGAAACUACAAUAUAUGGACAAUGUCCGCUGGAUCCGCGAGGCAGCCAAGCACCACCUGGUGGUGGGCUCCCAGGCACGGAUUCUCUACUCGGACCAGAAGGGCCGCGUGGCCAUCGCUGUGGCCAUUAAUCAGGCCAUCGCCAGCGGGAAGGUCAAGGCACCCGUGGUUCUGAGCCGUGACCACCACGACGUCAGUGGCACUGACAGCCCAUUUAGGGAGACCUCCAACAUUUACGACGGCUCUGCCUUCUGUGCAGACAUGGCCGUGCAGAAUUUCGUAGGAGAUGCCUGUCGUGGAGCUACCUGGGUCGCGCUUCACAACGGAGGGGGCGUGGGCUGGGGAGAGGUGAUCAACGGGGGCUUCGGCCUUGUGCUGGAUGGGACCCCAGAGGCCGAGCAGAAAGCAAGAGCCAUGCUCAGCUGGGACGUCUCCAAUGGCGUGGCGCGGCGCUGCUGGUCGGGGAACCCCAAGGCCUAUGAGAUCAUCUGCCAGACGAUGCGGGACGGUGAGGGCUUGGAGGUGACGCUGCCCCAUCCGGUGGCAGAGGAGGGCCUCCUGCAGCUGGCCCUGCGGCCCUGAGGGCGACACCCAGCAGCCUUCCUCGGCCUGUCCCCACCUCCCAGCCCCAGCGCCGGGUCCCCCCUGCACAGUCCCCUCUGGGCCACAGGGCUCCUGUCACCCUCUAGUGUCCUGGACUGGGGGACCAYGGCCACUUCAUCACACAGACGAACCCGUCCAGGCCCAGAGAGGUGAAGCCACUUGGCCAUGACCACACAGCUUGGCUGGGAGCCCGGGGGGGGGGGGAGGACAGGGUUACGGAACGGACACCAGCGUGGGGCGUCCCCAACCGUGAACCCUGGCCAAGCUGGUCACCAACCAGCUCCUUCGAAGGCCCCUGGAGGUUUCUCUGGCUGAUUGUGUCAUCUGACUCUGCCACCCCCCCCCCCAUUAUUCUCCUCCCGUCUGUCUGUCCAGCCCUCGGUGCCCCAGGCUUGGGGACACACAGGUGGAGCCUCGGGAGAAGGACAGGAAAUAAAGGAAAAGACAGAGAACGGUGUGCACCUGACAUCAUGGGCUCGGGGGACCCAGCAGCAGAGUGACCCGCAAGGGAAAUGGACCGGUGUCUGGGGUGUAAAGGACAGGGAGGGUCCUCCCCGGGGUUCACCCGGCCCUGGAGAGCUCUGCCGGGGACCCAUGUGUGGUCCCUGGGGUGAACUCUGCACCCCUUCCAUUUCCAGGUGUGUUUGCACCAGGGAUAGAACCCGGGGUGCUUCACCCCUGAGCCCC